AUUCCAAYAUCCUUCGGUAACUAAUACACAAAUAAGAGGAAAAGAUUCUGCAUUUGUUGUUAUUAAGAACUACUAGGAUUUCAUAUCAUCAGUUUUCGCAUUGUUUAGCGAUCAAAUAGAGCGAGUAAUUCGCAAAUAAUGGAAUCUGAAGAUGCGAGGAGAGGGAGAAGUAAAUCUGAAAACGGACAUGAAAAACCGAGGACUCGAGCAACCUCUACAAAAAGUCUUCACGAUGGAAGAGAAAAAGAACGCCCUGCCUCAAUAAAACCAAYUAAACGAACAGAUGUAGGUGAUGUGCCCGUGCAACAUCAGAACAAGGCUGUAUCUUUGAGGACGACACACCUACAWUGGUUGAUCGACAACAAUGUCUACAGUAAAGGAAUCAACGAUUAUCAAGACAACCUACGACAACACUCACCCAGUCAUAGUGUACGAUACCCAAUGAGGAUAUCUAAAGAUCRAAUUGACCCAGAGUGGGUCCAAUCAGACUACAGAGUUCACAUCUUCCAUUGCCAAAGAGAUGCAUUGUGGGUAAACCAGUGGAUUAGAGGAAUUCUUGAAGUGAGGCGUUACCAGGUAACCACAAAUAGCCAACCGUUUGGAGACUGUGAUCGAGUCAUCAUUGUUCUAAGUCAGAACAUGACUAAAGCACCARCAACCAUCCGAAAAGCAGCCGAAGGACUUCGAGGAAGGAUCUCGCUUGGGAUUAAAAAAGAGCAAUGUACUGAACCCAAUGAAAUCAAAGACCGUUGUCUAGGCUACAUUGAUAUGUCACGUGUCAGCAUGCAUGAUUAUUCGUUCCAAUAUCACUUAAUGAAAAAUGUUAUCAAAUGUUUAUUUCUACCCGAACCAGUUGGUUCAGCUUGAGAUUAAACUGAGU
Exaiptasia diaphana is the source of this 880-nucleotide messenger RNA. RefSeq lists its product as uncharacterized. The coding region runs from base 139 to 867 and encodes 242 amino acids. The record is from RefSeq and is a predicted model, not a curated record. NCBI's taxonomy places the organism in Eukaryota, Metazoa, Cnidaria, Anthozoa, Actiniaria, Aiptasiidae. The transcript has 4 exons.